Molecule: messenger RNA, 2067 nt
Organism: Belonocnema kinseyi
Lineage: Eukaryota; Metazoa; Arthropoda; Insecta; Hymenoptera; Cynipidae
Exons: 9
Coding region: 1-1962 (653 amino acids)
Source: RefSeq, a predicted model, not a curated record
AUGUUUCAAAGAAGAGGAUCUCAAUUAUGCAUUGUUUUAGCCAUCGUAUUCUGCGUGGCUGCAAAACCUCCUCCUGGAGUUGGAUCAACAUGGGCCAGUUAUGCUGGAAAACCAGUGGCCUCUAGAGCUUUGGGUCUACCACCAAUUUCUGGAAUCGGGACGAUAAAUAUCCCCUACAUGCCAAAAUCACCAAUAUUUCCCAAAUUCGUUGAUCCGAAAAUGAUGAUUUCCAAAAAGACAGAUCUUUUGAGUAAUCUUUUCGGUGGCCUAGGUCCGAUCGAUGGUUCUGGAUCUGCGGGAGAUUCAUCUUACUAUUCUACACCAGGAGCAACGAACACAUUUGGAAAAACAAGCACGACUCCAGAUAAUACCGUUCCCUAUAAACGAGGAAUUUUUGGUCCCAUGGCUUCUCCUUUCGCCUCUAUGGGCCCCAUGGGAAUGGGACCAGUGUUCAACCCCAUGGCUGGAAAAUUUUCACCGAUGGGUCUCAAGUUCCCCUUUGGAGGUCUCGGAUCCACUGACCCAGACAGCUACGAUUCAUCAGACUCUCUUUCCAGAAGAAAAAGAAGCGCAAUUUCUUCCACGUCAACCGCAGAGAUGGAAAAUUUCCUCAAAAGCAUAUCCUCAGAACCAACACCGGAAACCUCCACUAAAGACGCGGGCCCUCCCCCUCCAUAUCCCGGACUUGCGCCAAUUUCUGAAGAACCUGAAGGCACAGAAGCGAAAACACCUCUUCUAAAAUUAUUCGGACCUCCAGCUGGUGUGACUGGAUUUAGGCCAGGAUUUGCUCCUGGUCCUUUUGCACCAGGUCCAUUUGCAGCCAAUCCUUUCGUACCAGUAGUCGGCCCUGGAAUGUUCAUGGCCAAAAAAUCUGCUUUUUUGGACACGCUUUUUAAAAAUCUUGCCACCACGACUCCAACUCCUGAGGUGACUGAUACUCCAAUUCCAAAAAAAAUCUUUCGGUCUAAAAUGUUAUACCAUUUACGAAUCGUUUCCGAUUUCUUGGACAAACUUUUCGACAGUCUAGCUCUGAACAUGACUCUAAAUUCUACAACUCCUGAUGAUGUUGGUGCAGCAACCACUAAAGUCGCCAGGUCAGUCGAUGAUUUAACGACGAUCUCAGCAGCCAAAGACGCGAUCGUAGACUCCAUUCUCUCAGAACUUGGAGACAUAAAAGGCAGCAUGGUUUCAACCUUAAAUGAUCUCAUCACCUACGAAAAAACAGUUGCUGCUGCUUCUGCACCUAAAAAGCCUUUCAAGCCCUUCAAACCUUUUCCUCCGGCACCAACUGUUGAUGCUGCUUUACCUUUCCAGCAAAGAAUGUCUGUUCUUAGUCAAGUGUUCGAUAUGUUGACGGAAUUGCAGAGAAAUAUAACAACCGCUGUCCAAGAAACUGUCAAACCUAAAGCUGCUUCUGCUGAUGAAUUAGAUGUUUCUGAUUUUGGUCCUUAUUAUCCUGGGGGAUCAUAUUCCAGAUUUCCGGAUUCGACACCAGUUGUAAACAUGACCCUCCUGGAUGCGAUAAAAAGCAAACUUUCAAGCAUCCCUGUUCCUUCAGCAGCUCCUUCCUCAGGAUAUGGACUCGCUCCAAAGAAGGUUGCUAGGAUAGUACCGAAUACUCCAACUUCAGUCUGGGUUUCUUAUCCACCAAGUGAUGCUGCUUCUUUGAAAAGAGAAGUUGAUGAUGGAGAUGAUUACCCAUUGUCUGAAAAUCACUCAAACAGCAAUCAGUACGCAAGGGCUGUGAAUAUGCAAAUGCAUCAGGGAUAUCAAAGCAUGCCACCUGGAAUUGUAGAAACUGUUCAAGCUGGAGGCGGUUCUGUUCCUGGUAACCAGGUAGGAGUAAUCAAAUUGUUUGAUUCAAAGAACUACGAAGACAUUGGGAGCCAGUGGGCUGAUUGGGCCGAAAAUAUAAAAAACCAGUACAAAAGUAACAACAGGCACCAUCACAAUCAUCACUAGAUCCAUGCGAGCAGGGUAAUAAUUAAAUUAUUCCUUUCGACUUUAAAAUCUGGUAUCCAAAUCUCGAAUUAAAUUUGUACACUAUGAAUAAAAAGAUAUAACGAG